CAGGAGGUUGAGUCCAAUUUCCUGGAACCUUCGGGGGCCUGUCUAUUCUCUUCCUCCUCUAGUUCCCACACAUAUAAAAAGGAAAUAAUUUAAAUAAGUGCAAGUUGGGGGAAGCCACAGCCUGGAAUUGUGCGCCAAACUAAUUGAGAUUCUCUAUCCCUGUCUAUAUCAGUUUUCAUUUCUUUGUUCCCUUUUAACUUGAAGUUGGAAAUUAUUUUUCAAGUUACAUAGAGAUUCUGGCGAGCCAGAAAGGAAGAGCAAAAAAAGAUCAAUAAACAUAUGCAAAUGGGCUACAUCGGAGAAGCCAGUACAGCUUGUACCCUUUCAAAUUGUUGGUACUAAAAUUUUAUAAAUCAUCAGAACUUCACAAGUGUUAGUCAAAACCUAAUUAAUUAACCUUAAAAAAGGAUUAUCUCCUUCCUCAGGAAGGUACUUGCAAACUUCCCUAUGUAUAGCAUAAACCUGAGUAGAAAUAUAAUAAGCUAAUCAAGACAAAAAUCUAUAAUGCCCUCCCCAAUAAGUGCCUCCUUAAAUUACAGACUGUAAUGAAAUUGUUCAUUGGCCUUUUAAUUUUAUUAAUAAAAUACCCUUUUGCUUCAAAUUUCCACAUGACUUCCACCUUCAAUCCACCACUAUAAAUACUCCUCUGAAUUCUUUCAAGCCCAUAGCUUCCUAAGCUAAUUCUCAUCGCCUUAGUUAGUACUAUUUCUUGAAGUGUAAAAUAUCAAUCAAAAUAACUAAAAUGAAGCUCUUGCUUGCAUCAUUCCUGAUUCUUUCACUGGCUCUUUGCUCCUCUUUACUUCAAACAGCCAUGGCUUCAGCUCCACCAUAUAUGGCUGCACCACCACCUACCACAGCUGCUCCAAGUGAUUGUGAUUUGAAGUGUGGGACAAGGUGUAGCAAUGCAGGAUAUAAGGAUAGGUGCUUGAAGUAUUGUGGAAUCUGCUGCCAAGAGUGCAAAUGUGUACCUUCAGGAACCUAUGGAAACAAAUCAGAAUGCCCUUGCUAUAGAGACAAGAAGAACUCCAAGGGUCAAUCCAAGUGCCCUUGAACUGAUUAAUAUUUCUUGAAACAUUUAUGAAUAUGAACAAAUUCUCGUUUGCUUUUGGAAUAAAUGAAUUUUUUGUUCUACUCCUAAAUUAUGUUACUACUUUUUGAAUUUUAAUAUUAAAUUUCAGUUUUACCUUU
Molecule: messenger RNA, 1188 nt
Organism: Jatropha curcas
Lineage: Eukaryota; Viridiplantae; Streptophyta; Magnoliopsida; Malpighiales; Euphorbiaceae
Product: peamaclein
Source: RefSeq, a predicted model, not a curated record